Messenger RNA from Protopolystoma xenopodis, 501 nucleotides. The record is from the annotation of a GenBank genome assembly. Lineage: Eukaryota; Metazoa; Platyhelminthes; Monogenea; Polystomatidea; Polystomatidae.
AUGGCAUAUCGCAUUGAAAAUCUACUCGAUAACUACACUUAUAGCGGUUCCAAUAGUUCGAAUCAAGAUGAAUUUGUACACUUUCAUGCAACAAGCCCUGAAGAUCUGCUGCAACGACGACAAGAAGAGCAAUGUCGGUUUGCCCAGGAACUUGCACCAAUGGUCGACUUUCUUGUAGAUCGAGCUUCUCUACCUCUGCAUGCAAACCGUCCAAGUCAAGCGCUGGUUCGUUUACUACGUGAUGGUCAACUAAUUUUACCUUCUGGAGACCCAAGAGAGACCAUUGGCCUAGAACUGAUUGAACUGAGCUUGCUGGCCUUUUUGGCUGGCCGGACAAUUACAUGGAGCCCUGCUGCUGCUGGCGAGAUAGAUCAGCUUUGCUUUCGCAUAUCGCGGGAUUUUCCGACUGGGUUAGCAGCUACUAUCGGAUUACAAAUGUCACUCCCAGAGGUGCCUUUCGUUAAGGACUUUGAAGUAUUUGCAGGUAAGAAACCUAAUUAA